This is a messenger RNA of Sebastes umbrosus (honeycomb rockfish), 1818 nucleotides long. RefSeq names its product protein NLRC3-like. The transcript has 3 exons. NCBI's taxonomy places the organism in Eukaryota, Metazoa, Chordata, Actinopteri, Perciformes, Sebastidae. The record is from RefSeq and is a predicted model, not a curated record. The annotation marks the transcript as partial.
CUGUUCAUCUUUGACGGCCUGGAUGAAAGCAGACUUUCACUGGAUUUCAAGAACAAGAAGGUUGUGUCUGAUGUCACCCAGAAGUCAUCAGUCAAUGUGCUGUUGACAAACCUCAUCCAGGGGAAUCUGCUUCCCUCAGCUCUCGUCUGGAUAACUUCCCGACCUGCAGCAGCCUAUCAGAUCCCUCCUGCAUGUGUUGACAGGGUAACAGAAGUACGAGGCUUCACUGACGCCCAGAAGGAGGAGUACUUCAGGAGGAGAGUCAGUGAUGAAGAGCUGUCCAGCAGAAUCAUCUCACACAUCAAGACAUCCAGGAGCCUCCACAUCAUGUGUCUAAUCCCAGUCUUCUGCUGGAUCACUGCUACAGUUCUGGACCACAUGUUGACUACAGACCAGAGAGGAGAGCUGCCCAAGACCCUGACUGACAUGUACUCACACUUCCUGUUGGUUCAGACAAAGAGGAAGAAGCAGAAGUAUGGUGAGGGACAUGAGACGAGUCCACAGGAGCUGAUGGAGGCUGACAGGGAAGUUCUUCUGAAGCUGGGGAGGCUGGCGUUUGAACAACUGGAGAAAGGAAACAUCAUGUUCUACCAAGAAGACCUGGAGCAGUGUGGUCUGGAUGUCACAGAGGCCUCGGUGUACUCAGGAGUUUGUACAGAGAUCUUCAAAAGAGAGUGUGUGAUCUUCCAGAAAACAGUCUACUGCUUUGUUCACCUGAGCAUUCAGGAGUUUCUGGCUGCAGUCUACAUGUUCCACUGUUAUACAAACAGCAACACAGAGGUACUGGAGGACUUCCUGGGAGAAGACUAUGAUCAUUCAACCCUGGAUGUCUUCCUGAAGAGAGCCAUGGAGAAAUCCCUUGCAAGUAAAAAUGGCCACCUGGACCUGUUUGUUCGCUUCCUUCAUGGCCUCUCUCUGGAGUCCAACCAGAAGCUCUCAGGAGGUCUGCUGGGUCAGACAGACAACAGUCCAGAAAUCAUCCAGGGAAUCAUCAACAACCUGAAGGAGAUGAACAGAGUUAAAACCUCUCCUGACAGAAGCAUCAACAUCUUCCACUGUCUGACGGAGAUGAACGACCACUCGGUACAUCAGGAGAUCCAAGAGUUCCUGAAGUCAGAGAACAGAUCAAAGGAUUAUCUCUCAGAGAUCCACUGCUCAGCUCUGGCCUACAUGCUGCAGAUGUCAGAAGAGGUUCUGGAUGAGUUGGACCUGCACAAGUACAACACAACAUACGAGGGACGACAGAGACUGAUUCCAGCUCUGAGGAACUGCAGAAAAGCUGAACUUUCUGACUGUAAACUCUCAGAUACUCACUGGGAAGUUGUGGCCUCAGCUCUGAAGUCCAACCCCUCCCAUCUGAGAGAGCUGGAUCUGAGAGGAAACAAGCCGGAGGAUUCAGGAGUGAAGCUGCUUUCUGCUGGACUGGAGAGUCCAAACUGUAGACUGGAGACUCUGAGAUGGAGGCUGUGAUCUCCGUCACAGUGAGUGAUCAGAAAAGUGGAUGUGUUGAGAGGAUCAGCCGUGUCCUGAUGAUCCACAGAGGUUCACCACCUGGACCUGCAUCUGAUUUUGUCUUUUUUUAUUCUUUCAUAUAUUCUGAACCCAAAGUGCCUCUGCAGAAUAGUUCAGUUCAUGACAACAUAACUGUAGAUGAACACAUUUAAAUAGAUCUCUCUGCUCUGCUUUGUGUCGCAGCUCCACCCUGUGGAACGAUGGAGUUUUGCUGUUUACUUCCACAUAUUUCUAAAUAAGUUAAUAAAGUUACCCUAUUAAAACCGAGCCCUCAGGAAGAGCGUCUGCAUAUGACAUGAUAACUGA